This is a messenger RNA of Sphenostylis stenocarpa, 3240 nucleotides long. Lineage: Eukaryota; Viridiplantae; Streptophyta; Magnoliopsida; Fabales; Fabaceae. The record is from the annotation of a GenBank genome assembly.
AUGGAUUUAGUAGCUAGUUGCAAGGAAAAAUUGCAAUAUUUUCGGAUUAAAGAGCUCAAAGAUGUGCUCACUCAGUUGGGACUUUCAAAGCAGGGAAAGAAGCAGGAUCUUGUUGAUAGGAUAUUAUCUAUUCUUUCAGAGGACCAAGGGUUUGUCAUUGUGUUUUUGGAGCACAAUUUAAUAUUCAAUCCAGUCAUCAGCUCAGCUGAAGUUCUAGCUCAAUGGUUAAUAUUGGUCAACCGUAUUGGAAAAAUUGAAUGGAAAACAUCGUGGAUGAUCCUGGGUGGAAGAGGCACUAUGGGUGUGAGUCACAAGAAACCUAUUUUAGCCAUGAUUGGCAUCAAUUUUCUUUACAAGGGACGCCCACCUUUAUCUGGCAACAUAUUCUGGCCAGCUGUUACAGGAGGGCAUCCACAACUUAAGCAGCCUCUGCUCUCCAUAGUUUCCAAUCAUCCUCAGACCUGCAGCAAUUUUCUGGAAAACCUCAGCCAGUCUUUCAUCCCACUACCUGCUGUAGCAUUUUCAGUUCAGCUGCUUUGUCUUCUUUUUGGGAUUGACAAGUAUGUGGUCAACAAUUACUACACAAGCCUUUAUCCCACUAGGGAUGGUGGGUUACACAGCAAUGAACCUCAGCCCAGAGUAAAAGAUGACAAAGUUGGAAAGCAACGGGUGGCCAAAUUAGUGGAGGACACAUAUAGAAAAUUGCAGGUAUCUGGGGCCAUUGACCCAUCAUCAAAGGGACAAGGUGCCUCUGACAGUAGUAAUGUGAAAAUUAAAGGUGAAAUUGAGGAUUCCUUUCAAUCAGAUACAAAGAUUCGCUGUCUAUGUGGAAAUGUAUUGGAUACAGAGCCAUUGGUCAAGUGUGAAGAUACAAGAUGUCAUGUGUCGCAGCACAUCAACUGUGUUAUUAUUCCAGAGAAACCUAUGGAUGGAAGCACACAUGUUCCUGAUAAAUUCUAUUGUGAAAUAUGUCGACUUGAUCGAGCAGACCCGUUCUGUGUUUCAGUGACACACCUUUUGUUUCCGGUGAAGCUGACCACAACCAAUAUUCCCACUGAUGGAACCAACCCAGUUCAGAGUGUGGAAAGAACGUUUCAACUCACAAAGGCAAACAAGGAAUUGGUAUCAAAACCAGAAUAUGAUGUUCAGGCUUGGUGUAUGCUUUUGAACGACAAGGUUUCAUUCAGGAUGCAAUGGCCACAAUAUACAGAUCUAAAGGUCAAUGGUCUUCCUGUUCGUGCAAUUAACAGACCUGGUUCACAGUUGCUUGGGGCUAAUGGUCGUGACGCUGGUUCAAAUAUCACACCAUAUUCAAAGGACGGAAUUAAUAGGAUUUCCUUAACAGUGUUGGAUGCUCGCAUAUUCUGUUUAGGGGUCCGUAUUAUUAAAAGGCUCACCAUGCCAGAGUCAAGGUUGCUUUCCAAACUUGCCUUACUUUUCAAUUAUAGUAUUCUGGCUGACUUUUGGUUCCUUCAAUCCAAGCUUAUUGGAACAGUCAAGUUUGAUGUUCUAAGCAUGAUUCCAGAGGAGUCUGAUGGUGAGCGUUUCGAAGAUGCUCUUGCACGUGUUUGCUGUUGUGUUGGGGGCGGAAAUGCAAAUGAUAAUGCUGAUAGUGAUAGUGAUUUGGAAGUGGUUUCAGAUACUUUUAGCAUCAAUCUCCGUUGCCCUAUGAGUGGUUCAAGAAUGAAGAUUGCAGGAAGAUUCAAACCUUGUGUUCACAUGGGCUGUUUUGAUCUUGAAGUUUUUGUUGAAAUGAAUGAACGAUCAAGGAAGUGGCAAUGCCCUAUAUGCCUUAAAAAUUAUGCUUUGGAGAAUAUCAUUAUUGACCCGUACUUCAAUCGCAUCACUUCUCUGAUGAAAAAUUGUGGAGAAGAGAUUACAGAGGUUGAGGUGAAGCCUGAUGGUUUUUGGCGUGUCAAGGUUAAGAAUGAAAGUGAACGCCGGGAGUUGGGGACUCUUGCUCAAUGGCACCGUCCUGAUGGAUCCCUCUUUGUUUCUACUGAUGAAAUAAAGAGAAUGGAAAGUUUAAGGCUCAAACAGGAAGGUGUUUCAGAUGGUCCUAUUGGUUUAAAGCUUGGCAUCAGGAAGAAUAGUAAUGGUGUUUGGGAAGUCAGCAAACCUGAGAAUACAAACACCUCUUCUGGUAUUAAUAGAUUGAAUGAGGAUUUUAAAAAUGAUGAACAUGUUAUUAUUCCAAUGAGCAGCAGUGACACUGGAAGUGGCCGGGAUGAAGAUGAUCGAAGUGUAAAUCAGGGUGUUGGUGGGCAUAUUGAUUUUUCUACUGCCAAUGGUAUUGAGAUGGAUUCUGUGUUUAACAAUAAUAUUGAUUCAGCUUAUGGAUAUUCUGUUCAUAAUGCAUCUGCUCCAAUGGGUGAUGCAGAAGUUAUUAUUCUUAGUGAUUCAGAAGAAGAAAACGAUGUGAUGAUGUCUCCUACUCCUAUAACUGGGUACAAUAAUAAUCAAACUAGUGCUCCAGUUGAUGUUUACUCCGUGCUGGAGCCUGUAAUUAUUGAUUCAUAUACGGAAGAUCAGAACCCUGGUGGAAAUGCAGGCUUGGGAGUUUUUAAUAAUCAUCCCAGUGAAGAUGAUUUUGGGAUGUCCUCCCUCUGGCCAUUGCAAUCUGGAACUCCAGCAGUUUCUGGAUUCCAAUUAUUUAGCUCUGAAGUGGAGGAUGUAUCAGAUACGUUGGCUGGUUUGCAGAAUGGUAAUAUGAAUUGCUCGUCAUCACUGCAUGGUUAUAUGUUGGCCCCAGAUAAUGUUAUGGGAUCUAGCACUCUUGCACCAGAAUCAUCAGUAGUGCGACCUGAUGAUGAUUUACAUGGUGGCUUGGUUGACAAUCCUCUGGCAUUUCCCAGAGAAGAUCCCUCCCUUCAGAUUUUUCUUCCUACAAAACCAGCAGAAUCAUCUAUGCAGCAUGAAUUGCGUGAUCAUGCAGAUGUAUCAAACGGUGUCUUCACUGAGGAUUGGAUCUCUCUUAGUCUUGGAGGUGGUGCCACUGGCAGUAAUGGUGACACUUCAACGGCAAAUGGAUUGAAUUCCAGAUCGCAAAUUACAUCCAGAGAAGAUGCCAUAACUUUGACAGAUACUGCUCCUUUACUUCUUGGUAUCAAUGAUGUUAGAUCUGACAAGUCAAGUAGGAAAAGGUCGGAAUCAGAUAGCCCUUUCUCAUUUCCCCGCCAAAAACGUUCAAAACUGAAGAAAGUUGAGCAGCAUUUUUGGUCCUCAGGAAAUGGAAGAUGA